AUGAGCAGCGACAGUGAGCAGAGACUGUCGGCAUUAGAAGAUCAGUUGAGAGAGUUGGAAUCUCGUCAAACUGUUAUGCAGCAGAAGACAAUCGCAGCGUGUUACGAGUCAGUCGAUAACAUUCGGAAACAGUUCAAGACGAAAGUUGAUUUAUUGGAUCAACACAUGAGACUGAUGACAGAGAAAUGCAUUAAAUUUGAAGAAACUAUUUCUAUGCAGGAUGCCAGGAUGAAGCAACUGCAAAGCGAAUUAUCUCAAUGCAGACUCAACGAUCGAGUGCUGGCGAGUCAUGAUAUGAAACUAGCAGAACACGAUCUGAGGCUUGACAUGAUUGAUUGUAAGAACACGAACGGUGUGCUGCUGUGGAAGAUUACUGACAUGAGACGACGAAGACGAGAUGCUGUGAGUGGCAAGACACCAUCCAUCUACACACAACCAUUCUACACGUCACCCAAUGGAUACAAGAUGUGUGCUCGUCUCUAUCUGAAUGGAGACGGGAUGGGACGUGGUACUCGUUUGUCUCUUUUCUUUGUGAUUAUGAGAGGAGAAUACGAUUCUCUUCUUCCUUGGCCAUUUAGACAGAAAGUCACUCUCAUACUCAUCGAUCAACAAGGUGGCAGUCACGUGUCUGACACGUUCAGACCUGAUCCCACGUCUUUGUCUUUUCAAAGACCAAGAAAUGAGAUGAAUGUUGCAUCUGGAUGUCCACUAUUUGUACAUCUGGCUAUCUUAGACAGCAAUGGAUAUGCUAGAGAGGACACUCUAUUUACAAAGAUAGCAAUUGAUAUCACAAAUAUUAUACGACCAGAUGCCAGCUGA
Molecule: messenger RNA, 819 nt
Organism: Corticium candelabrum
Lineage: Eukaryota; Metazoa; Porifera; Homoscleromorpha; Homosclerophorida; Plakinidae
Product: TNF receptor-associated factor 3-like
Exons: 2
Coding region: 1-819 (272 amino acids)
Biological process (GO): protein K63-linked ubiquitination; tumor necrosis factor-mediated signaling pathway
Molecular function (GO): protein binding
Source: RefSeq, a predicted model, not a curated record